CAACAAGACAUCAUUCAACUCUCAAACAUGUCGGGCGGAGCCAUCAGGGAAUACCUGCUGUUCUCCCAGAUUCCUCAUGCCCGAAGGGAGCAAGUUUUGGGCAUUUUAGCGGGCAUCACCGGAAAUCAACCCACAGCCUUCACCCAGCAGGUCGUCAUAUAUGCACAAUUAACGGCUCCGGAUACGGCCGCUUCGAAGAAAACGAAGCCGACCGUGGCCCAGCCGCUGAGCUAUCAUAAACUUGUACGCGACUACGAUGUUCAAAAUGACAGUGCUGUGAACAUCCAACCUUGGGCAUUUAGAGCCGAAGCAGUCCCUGAGCCCGGCCUCACUGCCCACAUCUCGCGUUCGGUGAUGGAACAUUCUGCCACCGAGGUUGAUCUGGCGCGUCUGAAGUCUCCUGCCUAUAAGCUGAAACGUCAAUACCUUCAGUCCGGCUACUUCUUUGUCAAUAACAACGUGGUCAUCAGAGUGCUUCGACUCCACGGCAGCCUGCAGAGUGACUUGACCGAGGAUCCCACAGAUCUUCCACCACCGACUCCGUCACAUCACAAGCUGAUAGAUGCGAGCGGCUCAUGGAUGAUAGAGGCAUAUGUCAAAGUAGGAGAUCCUGCCAACGCUUCACUAUGUGAACAGGCCGUGAAGGAGUUAGCGGCCUUCCGAUCCACUACGGAGGGUUCACUGGACUUCAUAGUUCCCAAUCGCUUCUCGCUGGACACUCGUGUCAAGAAUGCUGCUGGGUAGGGACCUGCGAGCUCGAGACACGGAAAAGAUACGGUAGAGACAGAAGCACACUCCGCGCGGUCCCCACUGGAGGACGAUUCUGUCACCGAUCCCGAACAUAACGUGAUCGCAAGUGUCGAGUCUCCCGAACCAUCGACACACUCUGAUGCCAACAUGAGAGUGAUCCCUGCUGAGCAGCAAUAGGCAGUUGAUCUAGAGGAGGGGUCAACAAGGGAGCAAAGUGACCAGCUGAUUCCAUAGAUCAGCUCCAUUUGCAAGCCAACACGUCCUUCUUAUAAGAUUACGGCCGGAGCGAUAAACCACGACUCGUAGAGACCACAGCGCGAGGGUCGAAGGCGUUCCAGGCGGGCAUGCAGGACGUGGUGAUGCUUCAGAAGGCUAUUGGAAGAUCAGCAAGGUUGUCGAACACGCCAUGAAUGGAGAGACGUUGCGAAAAUGGAGGUGCAGGUGAACUCUGUCAUUUAGCAAGACAGUCAUACCCCCUUGCGACCUCGAAAUUUUUUCCAGAUCGCCUUCCACUUCUCGGCCAACUAUUCCACCAUUCCAGGCCGCGUGUAACUCAGUGGAAGUGCGUGACUAGAUAGACGAUGGAUCGGCAUGGCGGUCGGAUCAAAGGAUUGAUUAUUACCGUCUCGAUGUGAGUUCAUCAAGUUGCAGGCUGGCAUGGAGCAUUCAAACAUGCAGGUAUCUGGGGCUCGCGCUAUGGUAUUGGUACCGAUAUCGAGGGCUCGCACCUGAGCCAUUGACUGUCGCUGCACUUGGACCUUGCUUUCAUCGGGCUUCCAAAAUAGUGUACGAAGUCUUUCUGCACACAUUUAUACCUACCUUAUUCUGGGACAACCCUUGGCACAAGCUGGCAAUGACUCUGGCGUACUUUGCCCAUCGAGCGAAAGUCACCACACUUCCUUAUCGUAAAACAGUGUUGCACUCGAU
Molecule: messenger RNA, 1677 nt
Organism: Sphaerulina musiva SO2202
Lineage: Eukaryota; Fungi; Ascomycota; Dothideomycetes; Mycosphaerellales; Mycosphaerellaceae
Exons: 4
Coding region: 28-744 (238 amino acids)
Biological process (GO): termination of RNA polymerase II transcription; regulation of transcription by RNA polymerase II
Cellular component (GO): mediator complex; core mediator complex
Molecular function (GO): transcription coregulator activity
Source: RefSeq, a predicted model, not a curated record